UCCAGUUUGAUAUUUGCUUGUGUAUGUUUAAUGCUAAUAAAAUAUUUAAUUUUCUGACUUAAAAAUCCAUCACUUCUUAGAAAUUCCAAAUAGUUACACAAAAUGAGUUUUCUGGAGCUAAUGGAUCUCAGUAAUUGCAUAUUUUCUGUAACAGCAUGUGUUUUUUUAACUAUUUGCUAUGUUGCGAGUUUAUAUGUCUGGAGGUCUAAAGAGAACAGGGAUCAUCCAAGCACGAUCAAAAAAAGGUUUUUCAGCGUUUUCGUGAUGAUGAUGUUUGCACCACUUUUUACGAAUUAUUUUCUCAAAGAAUCAACCGAUAAUAUUGAUAUGUAUGAAAAAAUGGGCCUUCGAGAAAAUGGAAUAUUACAAGCCUUUGUUUUACCUUUCCUAUUGACUGUCAUUCUAUUUUUGGGACCAUUGUCAAUGCAAGUUUUUUCUGGCGCUUGGCGAAUAUACAUUGAACCAAUGUAUUGGGUAUCUUGUUGGCAAGAUUUGGUAUGGGUGCGAAACCACAUUAUGGCACCACUCAGUGAAGAGUGGGUAUUUCGAGCUUGUAUGAUGCCUUUAUUAUUGCAGUGUUUGAAGCCAAUGUCUGCUGUUUUCAUUGGCCCUAUUUUAUUUGGCAUUGCUCAUUUUCAUCAUGUAUUGGAACAAAUUAAAGCAGGAUGUGAGGUUAAGACUGCAAUAAUUGUUUCAUGUUUCCAAUUCACAUACACUACUAUGUUUGGUGCAUACUCAUCUUACCUAUUUUUAAGAACUAGACAUUUUGUCGCUCCACUGAUGGCACACAUUUUCUGUAACCACAUGGGAUUCCCUAACUUCGCUGAUGUACCUCUAUUUCCUCCUAUGGAAAGAUUCAUUAUUAUAUGCAAUUAUCUCUUAGGAUUGGGUCUUUGGUGUGUUCUAUUAAAUCCUAUGACAAACCCAGAGCUGUAUGACAAUAGAAUGUACAUUGCUACUUGAAUCAUUCUCGAGUGAAAGGAGUCUUUACUUGGUAUUAUUGAUUGUGGUAACAUUUUAUCAGUUACUGAGUAGUGAAUGUACAUUAAACAUAGUAUGUCAUAUAUUUAUGAAUCAUUUGAACAGAGUCUGGGCCUAUAUUUUGUACACUUAAUUCAAAUGAUCUGUUUAAAACGUAAAUUACCAUAAAUUUUUUUAUGUCAUAGUCGGCAAUGGAGGUAGUGAGUUGCCUGAUGGUAAGCGCGCUACCAACGCCCAUGGAGAGGAAUAAGGUCAAUUGCAGAACUUAUACCUCUACAAAUGGAUUGCCGACUUUAAAUUGGGAAGGGAUUAAAAAAAAAUUGAUGAGAGGAAUAAAGUAAAGAACUGGGAAGGGUAAGGAAAACGAUAUGGGCCUCCCAAAUAUGUCCAAUAGCAUGGUAUUAUUUCACGUCGGUUUUCUGUGGGGCCCUGGCCCAAUUCGUGCCGAAGCGUAGUCGACUACCACAACCAAAAUUCCAUUGUUAGAUAUUUUUUUAUUAACUGAUCAAUAUAUAUAAAGUUUAAUUUUACUUAAAUAAUCCCUUUUACUUAAAUAAUAAAGUGAUCGUUUUUUUGGGUCAAAUCUACCUGUUGAACAUAUUGUGGUUCAAAAAUAUCAGUAUUACAAUUCUAUUUUUAUGCUUUUGUAUGUAGUGUACUCAAUGUAAACUCACAUUUAUUGUUAUUGUAGAACCGAUAAAAAAAACAUUGCAAUUGUAAUCUUGAAAUAUAAGAAAGUUGGGUUAAUCAUGCUACUGAUUUAACAGAGUUUUG
Zerene cesonia (dogface butterfly) is the source of this 1755-nucleotide messenger RNA. RefSeq names its product CAAX prenyl protease 2 (gene Sras). Bases 103 to 963 code for a protein of 286 amino acids. The record is from RefSeq and is a predicted model, not a curated record. Gene Ontology annotation, molecular function: metalloendopeptidase activity. Lineage: Eukaryota; Metazoa; Arthropoda; Insecta; Lepidoptera; Pieridae. The transcript has 6 exons. Gene Ontology annotation, biological process: CAAX-box protein processing. Gene Ontology annotation, cellular component: endoplasmic reticulum membrane.